Molecule: messenger RNA, 1479 nt
Organism: Penicillium soppii
Lineage: Eukaryota; Fungi; Ascomycota; Eurotiomycetes; Eurotiales; Aspergillaceae
Product: flavin monoamine oxidase family protein
Exons: 4
Coding region: 1-1479 (492 amino acids)
Molecular function (GO): oxidoreductase activity
Source: RefSeq, a predicted model, not a curated record
AUGACAUCUCGUGACGGUUUUCAAUGGACCUCUGAAAGUGGUCUUGUCCAGGGCGUUCCUUCAAUUGGUGUAAUCUCUCCAUCAUCCAACAUCUCUUCGAAAUUUGGCCCAUGGGAUGCUAUCGUUGUUGGUGCUGGGUACUCAGGCUUGACAGCAACUCGAGAUUUGUGUCUUGCAGGUCACAAAGUACUCCUCGUGGAAGCCCGUGACCGUAUCGGUGGCCGAUCAUGGUCAUCCAACAUUGGUGAUUAUCCAUUUGAAAUGGGAGGCACAUGGGUACACUGGGGGCAGCCUCAUGUGUGGCGCGAGAUAUCAAGAUAUCAGAUGCGAAAUGAGUUGGAGGGUUCGUUUGAUUUCUCCCGCGGAGUUAACCACUUCCAACUUCGCACCAAUCAGGGCGACGAGAUCAUGAGUCACGAUGAGGAGGAUGUUCUUCUUGCUGCUGCACUGGGAAAGUUUGUCAAUGUUGAUGGAGCGAUGGGGCGGAAGAUCAUCCCUUACGCCCACGACGCAUUCCACGUCCCAGAAGCGCGCCAGUAUGACAAGCUCUCGGCCGCAGACCGUUUGAAAGAUAUAUCUCUAUCGCUCACACCAAACGAGCGUUCCGCUUUGGAGAGCUUCAUUUUGCUCUGUAGCUGCGGUACCCUUGAAACAACGAGUCUGUUUGAGUUCCUGCACUGGUGGGCUUUGUGUGGCUACACAUACCAAGGAUGCAUGGACGCAUUGAUAUCCUACAAAUUCAAAGGCGGACAAUCAUCCUUUGCUAUCAAGUUUUUCAAGGAGGCUCUCGCAACCGGGAACUUGUCUUAUGUUUUCAACAGCCCUGUUCAGUCGAUCAACGACCAGGGAGAUAAGGUCACCUUGAAAACCCGCGAUAGUCGGCAAUAUACUGGCGCUCGCCUGAUCUCCACCAUCCCACUAAAUGUCUUGAACACAAUCUCAUUUGACCCUCCAUUGGAUGCGCAACGCGCUUCUGCGGCCAACAUUGGUCAUGUCAACCAGUGUGUUAAGGUUCAUGCCGAGAUUUCUAAUAAGGAUAUGCGAUCUUGGACGGGGAUUGCUUAUCCUUUCAACAAACUUACCUAUGCAAUCGGUGAUGGCACUACUCUCGCUGGUAACACCCAUGUUGUUUGCUUUGGCGGGUUCCACAAUCAUAUCCAACCAGAAGAGGAUAUCAAUGAGACAAAGAAGGCCGUUGAAAGCAUGGCGCCUGGAAAGAUGGACAUCAAGCGGUUGGUGUUCCAUAACUGGUCAAAAGAUGAAUUUGCGAAGGGUGCUUGGUUCUUUUCUCCCCCUCAGCUGAUGUCCACUUCCUUGGAAGCACUACGAUCUCGCCACGGCAAUGUAAUUUUUGCCAAUUCUGAUUGGGCUGUUGGAUGGCGUAGCUUCAUUGAUGGGGCUAUUGAAGAAGGGACCCGCGCAGCAAUGACUGUUACGGAAGAUUUACGAAGAAUUACUACUUCUAGAUCACGUCUAUAG